CAUAGAGUGGUAAUAUUCUCUUUGCUCAUCAUCAGGAAUCAUUAUUACUUCAGUCCAUACGAUUUAUUUUGCGUGUGAAGUUAUAUUGUUAUUUUUUUCGACAACUAGUUCAAGAAAUAUAGCAGAAACUAGAAAAAGCUCUAUAGAGUGUGGUAUAGUGCAUGUAUAGUGAAGAUCCAUGAAGUUUUUGACGUAAAUUAUUCGUGUAGUAAAUAUGGCUGACGAACUCAAUGUUGACAGUCUAAUUCACAGGCUUUUAGAAGUCCGAGGAUGUAGGCCUGGCAAAACGGUGCAGAUGUCAGAGUCAGAGGUGCGGGGCCUCUGCACUAAGUCCAGGGAAAUUUUCUUACAACAGCCAAUACUGCUGGAAUUGGAAGCGCCACUCAAAAUUUGUGGUGAUAUACAUGGGCAAUACACAGACUUACUACGUCUCUUUGAAUAUGGUGGCUUUCCACCUGAAGCCAAUUAUCUCUUCCUCGGCGAUUAUGUAGACCGUGGCAAGCAAUCCUUGGAAACCAUUUGUCUACUGCUGGCUUAUAAAAUCAAAUAUCCUGAAAACUUCUUCCUCCUACGAGGCAAUCAUGAGUGUGCCAGUAUUAAUCGCAUUUAUGGAUUUUACGACGAGUGCAAACGCCGGUACAACAUAAAAUUGUGGAAAACCUUUACUGACUGCUUCAAUUGCCUGCCUAUUGCCGCCAUCAUUGACGAGAAGAUAUUCUGCUGCCACGGUGGCCUCUCGCCGGACUUGCAGGGCAUGGAGCAGAUCAGACGGAUAAUGAGACCGACUGAUGUCCCUGAUACAGGUUUGCUUUGUGACCUGCUGUGGUCUGAUCCAGACAAAGAUGUCCAGGGAUGGGGCGAGAACGACCGCGGAGUGUCGUUUACGUUUGGUCCUGAUGUCGUCAGCAAAUUCCUCAAUCGACAUGACUUGGAUUUGAUUUGCAGGGCCCAUCAGGUUGUAGAGGACGGAUACGAAUUCUUCGCAAAGCGUCAGCUGGUGACAUUAUUCUCGGCACCCAACUAUUGCGGCGAGUUUGACAACGCUGGCGGCAUGAUGUCUGUCGACGAAACACUAAUGUGCUCGUUCCAGAUUUUAAAGCCAUCUGAAAAGAAAGCUAAAUAUCAAUACAACGGCAUAAAUAGUGGGAGGCCUGCCACACCACAGCGGACACCACCUAAAAAAAAAUAACUGGCGUUUGGGAUCCAGUGUGCUGCACAGUGAGAGGAAUGCUACAAAUAAUUAAUUAUAUUGUGUAUUAUAAUUAUUAUGUGUUUAAUAUGGUCGUGAGGCAGAGCCGUACUCAGAGCCGUAACUGUUGAAAUUAUUUAUCAAUUGCUUGUGCCUUCUUAUUUAUACUUUAUGAUUAAUGUGAGUGAUAUUAAUUUAUGAGUUUAGUUCUAAAGAUAAUAAAAAUCGGAUUAGGACCAAGACAUGUUCGGCGACGUCUCAUGACUCAUUGCUUUUUCGAUCCCUGAUAUAAUAACCAACGCAGCCUUUAGUACGGAUUGACCCUGUUACGUUAUUGUGACCUGUUGAAGUUGUAGUCAAAUUGUUUUGUUAUUUUGAAGAGUUUGAGGUGGCAAGCAGAGAUGCGGGCAUUGGACACAGAGCGUCGAUACGUUUUCAUACUACUAUUUAUUUAGUUGUAGUGGAUCGGAAGCACAUUCGCUUUAUUCUGUAACUAAUGUGCCUAUAAAUGUUAAGUAUGUAUAGGUCGGUAUAAGUGACAGUAAUUGGUUAUUGAAGUUUAUUUUGAAUUAGUACCUAUGUCGAGAUUGUUUUCAAAAUUGAAAUAAUCGUCAAAAACUUGAUGAUGAUUAGAUUUUAUUUCUUUCAACCUUUAUGAAUUUAAUUCUUUUGUGGAGUGGCCUAAGACAUGAUUAUUAUUACUUUCACCUAGAUGUAAAAUAUUUAGUGUUUAUUUUGGUUCUAAUAAUCAUUAAUCCAGUUAACUUGGGAGUGGAUUCCCCAGUGAAAUUAAAAUAAUUAUGCACUCAGUAUUAAAUACACCACCAGAAGAUUGGCAUGAUCUCCAUAUUGAGGCUUUUUCUUCACAUUAAUUCUAGAAGUCUGAAUGGAAUGAUAAUUUAAAAAGGCGUUAGAAGCAGUGUAGUCCUCGCAACAAUAGUGCAAUUGCUAUUAUUAUAAAUUAUUAUAUAAAAUAUGCAAGUUUUGCAUUGUACAAUUUUAAUUUUUUUAGCUAUGUUAACAAAUAAAUGUCAAAUAAUUUUCAUUGAAUAAAUAUUACUAUUUAAUGUAAGAGAA
Messenger RNA from Pectinophora gossypiella (pink bollworm), 2266 nucleotides. RefSeq names its product serine/threonine-protein phosphatase PP1-beta catalytic subunit. The transcript is spliced from 7 exons. Gene Ontology annotation, molecular function: protein serine/threonine phosphatase activity. Gene Ontology annotation, cellular component: cytoplasm; nucleus. Bases 215 to 1189 code for a protein of 324 amino acids. The record is from RefSeq and is a predicted model, not a curated record. NCBI's taxonomy places the organism in Eukaryota, Metazoa, Arthropoda, Insecta, Lepidoptera, Gelechiidae.